AUGGCCGGAUCGGUCGAGACAGCAUCAGUUCGGUCGCUGGGUCUGUUGAUCCUGUUUCUCCUCGUCGCCCUCACAACCACAUCGGCUCAGCUCGCAUCCACCGGCUUCUCCGUGAUACUCAACGAUGUCUAUUACUUUGUUUCGCCCUUCUCAACAGGCAAAGUCAAUGUUCCCACGGGCUCGCUUUCCAAAGUCACUCAGGUGAUUGGAUUCAUACCGGUGACUGUCGUCCAAGACCGCGUAUCUAGUUCAAAUCUCCCAAACCUCUUGGGGAACUGGACCACUAUCGACGAUGUUUAUCAACCAGCCUUCUCCGAGGCCAUCUUCUUGGCCGGCGCUGGGGGUGGAAAGGGGGCUAGGGAUGUGACAGUGACGAAGAGACAAAUCUUGCCCGGGCUUUCGUCCACCGUGAUUGACUUCGAGGACUCCAAUAUCCCGUCCGGGCCCUACUUCCUCGAGGCCGCCACCGGUUCGCUGUACCCGAUCUACCGCCUGUACGAGGAUUUCGCGGGGGCGUUUACCGAGCCCCUGAUCCCAACCCCCGACGGCGGGUUCCAGCCUAUGUCGGCCAAAAUACCAGGCUCAUCUACCCUCUCCGUCGGCGUCCCGUCCCGGUUGUAUUUCACGAAAACGGCCGAGAAGCCACUGGCCGGAGUCCGUCUCGGGGUCAAGGAUAUAUACAGGCUUGCCGGUGUGAAAGGGUCCAACGGUAACAGAGCCUGGUACAACCUCUACCCGCCAAGCAAUGUCACCGGGCCAGCCGUCCAAAGGCUCAUCGAUGCGGGGGCGCAAAUUGUCGGCCUUCAGAAGACUUCUCAGUUUGCCAACGGAGAGUUUGCGACAGCCGACUGGGUCGACUACCACGCUCCCUUCAACCCGCGCGGCGAUGGCUACGAGGACGCGGGCUCGUCUUCCUCCGGGGCGGGUGCGUCUAUUUCUUCGUACGAGUGGCUCGACAUUGCCAUCGGUAGCGAUACAGGCGGCAGCAUCCGCGGGCCAGCCGGCAUUCAGGGGCUAUUCGGCAACCGUCCUUCCCACGGCCUAGUCUCACUCGACCACGUCAUGCCCCUUGCGCCAACCUUGGACACUCCCGGCUUCAUAGUGCGUGACCCGUACAUCUGGGAUGCGGCCAAUGCAGCCAUGUACGGCAAGAAGUACACCUCCUUCGCCCGCGAAAAGCCCCAGUACCCCAAGCAAAUCUAUACCCUCGGCUUCCCACCCGACCCCAGCUCCGACCCAGCCGUGAAGCUCCUCCAGGACUUUGCCGACGCGCUCGCCAAGUUCGUAAGCGGGACUGCCAGCCCACUGGACCCCGAAAUCAAAUGGGCCGGCACUCGGCCCGCCAGCGUAGGCAACGCAACUCUCAGCGAGCUCCUCAACACCACGUACGCCACCAUCAUCACCAAAGAGCAAACCGCCCUCCUCCGCGACCCCUUCUACUGCGACUACGCCGCCGCGCACGCCAACCGCCUCCCCUUCAUAAACCCCACCCCCCUCAUCCGCUGGGCCUACGGCGACGCCCUCCCCCCCAGCGCCCUCACCACCGCCCUGGCCGCCCAAACCCUCUUCGCCACCUGGCUGACCACCCACCUCCUCCCCUCCACCCCCAACAACAACAACAACAACAACAACAACAACAACAACAACAACAACAACAACAACAACAACAACAACACCACCACCACCCAAACCUGCAACACCGCCUCCCCCCUCCUCCUCUACCCCGCCAGCACCGGCCUCUCCCUGCCACGCAACCUCUACGAGGGCCCCCCCGUCGUGCCCAUCGGCUUCGCCGCCCCGCACAUCAGCUCCUUUGCCGGCGUGCCCGAUUUCGUGUUCCCGCUGGGCGAGGUCGGGGUGAUGAGCACUGUGACGGGGCAGGAGGAGCGGCUGCCGGUGGCGGUCAGCGUGCUGGCGGCGCGUGGGUGUGACGGGUUGCUGGCAAGGCUGGCGCAGGAGCUGGUGGAGGGGGGCGUGUUGAGGGUGCCGAGGGUCGGGGCGAGUGUGAUGGAGGGGGGGGAGGUGUUGAUGCGGAGGUGGAUGGGCGGUUGGGAGGGAGGGCAGUGA
Molecule: messenger RNA, 2067 nt
Organism: Chaetomium fimeti
Lineage: Eukaryota; Fungi; Ascomycota; Sordariomycetes; Sordariales; Chaetomiaceae
Product: amidase signature domain-containing protein
Exons: 2
Coding region: 1-2067 (688 amino acids)
Source: RefSeq, a predicted model, not a curated record